GUUGCGUUGGUUUGCAUACAUAUAUUCGUGCGUCAUGCUCUGAAAAUGUAGAUAUUAUUGUGUUCCCGUCAUAAAAAUUAAAAGACGGUGACAGUUACGGGGGUGGUCAUUGAGGAUAUGAAAUGAAUGGUUCGACGCAUGCGCUUUGCGCCGGUUUUCAGCGAGAUAUAAGCAAGCGAAAUCAUCCUAGCACCGCACAACUUUCGCAAACGAUCUCGCAGAGAACAGCGAAGCCCGCAUCCCAUUAAUCAUCACUACACCACUUCCGAUGUUUUUAACACUCGUACUAUAAAAUAUUUACGCCGUGAGUUGUGACUAGGUUUUCCGCAGUGCAUAUAUUAUUUAUUACUAUUUGCAAAAACUUUUAUUAGUUCUCUCCAAGUUUUUCGGCGCGCAACAUUAAACAGUUGGCUGGAAAGGAUUAUUUUGGAUUCUUCAAGCAUCCCCCGACACUCUUCCUACAAAAUGAUGUGGUGGGCAAUAUGGUGCGCUGCAGUGGUGGCCGGAGCCGCAGCCGCGCCAGCCGCCGACGCGCUAGCGCCCCUCGCGCUCGACCUGCAACAGAUCGAUUCCCUCACACCUGACGAUGAGAGCAUGAGCUACGCGGGGCCGGCAGGUCGCUACGCUGCGUCCGCGCCGCUGGUCUACCUACUGCCCGACAUGCCCCGCGACGCGCAGAGGGCGAUCGGCAGUGGUGAGCGGCGCUCGCGACCAAAGCGCAAGAUGCCGUCACUGUCCAUCAACAACCCGAUGGAAGUGUUGCGGCAGCGGCUUAUGCUGGAGGUGGCCCGCAAGCAGAUGCGCGAAGCCAGCCAGCGGCAGGCCGUCGCCAACCGACUCUUCCUGCAGAAUGUCGGAAAACGCGGAUUUUGGGCGAACUCUGGUCCGGCUCCGUACGACAACUAGAGCACCCGGCGCCCGCGCUCCACCCCGCCGUCGCCGGGAGCCCUCCGUCUACGAUACAAGCUCUAUGAUAAGUACCCACGUUACCUACUCUUCGCCGGCAGAUUGAUUUCAUUUAUAUAUUUAUUUUAUUAAUGUACUAUAUACCGCCAAGUGGCUGUUGCACCUACUGAUGUGUAAUAAGUAAUAUAU
This is a messenger RNA of Cydia amplana, 1095 nucleotides long. RefSeq names its product diuretic hormone 45 (gene Dh44). Gene Ontology annotation, cellular component: extracellular region. The record is from RefSeq and is a predicted model, not a curated record. The transcript has 6 exons. Gene Ontology annotation, molecular function: hormone activity. The coding region runs from base 466 to 906 and encodes 146 amino acids. NCBI's taxonomy places the organism in Eukaryota, Metazoa, Arthropoda, Insecta, Lepidoptera, Tortricidae.